Molecule: messenger RNA, 1482 nt
Organism: Octodon degus (degu)
Lineage: Eukaryota; Metazoa; Chordata; Mammalia; Rodentia; Octodontidae
Gene: Chrna9
Product: cholinergic receptor nicotinic alpha 9 subunit
Exons: 4
Coding region: 140-1372 (410 amino acids)
Biological process (GO): nervous system process; monoatomic ion transmembrane transport; chemical synaptic transmission
Cellular component (GO): synapse; neuron projection; postsynaptic membrane
Molecular function (GO): transmembrane signaling receptor activity; acetylcholine-gated monoatomic cation-selective channel activity
Source: RefSeq, a predicted model, not a curated record
AGAAACGGCAAAUGGAAAAUACGCCCAGAACUUGUUUAACGACCUCUUUGAGGAUUAUUCCAAUGCUCUUCGUCCAGUGGAAGACACGGAUAAAGUCCUAAAUGUCACACUGCAGAUCACACUGUCUCAGAUUAAGGAUAUGGAUGAAAGGAACCAGAUUCUGACCGCCUACCUGUGGAUCCGCCAGAUCUGGCAUGAUGCCUACCUCACUUGGGAUCGAGAACAGUAUGACGGGCUGGACUCCAUCAGGAUUCCCAGCGACCUGGUGUGGAGGCCGGACAUUGUCCUGUACAACAAGGCUGAUGAUGAGUCUUCAGAGCCUGUGAACACCAACGUGGUCUUGCGCUAUGAUGGGCUCAUCACGUGGGAUGCACCAGCCAUCACUAAAAGUUCCUGUGUGGUGGAUGUCACGUACUUUCCCUUUGAUAACCAGCAGUGCAACCUGACCUUUGGUUCCUGGACCUACAAUGGCAAUCAGGUGGACAUAUUCAAUGCCCUGGACAGUGGCGAUCUCUCCGACUUCAUUGAGGAUGUGGAAUGGGAGGUCCAUGGCAUGCCUGCAGUGAAGAACGUGAUCUCCUAUGGCUGUUGCUCCGAGCCUUACCCGGAUGUCACCUUUACUCUCCUUCUAAAGCGGAGGUCUUCAUUCUACAUCGUCAACCUCCUCAUCCCUUGUGUCCUCAUAUCUUUCCUAGCUCCCUUAAGUUUUUAUCUCCCAGCAGCCUCUGGGGAGAAGGUCUCCCUGGGAGUGACCAUCCUGUUGGCCAUGACCGUUUUUCAGCUAAUGGUAGCAGAGAUUAUGCCAGCCUCUGAAAAUGUCCCUCUAAUAGGCAAAUACUACAUAGCCACGAUGGCCUUGAUCACGGCCUCCACCGCCCUGACCAUCAUGGUGAUGAAUAUCCACUUCUGCGGGGCCGAGGCGCGGCCAGUGCCACACUGGGCCCGAGUGGUCAUCCUGAAAUACAUGGCUAGGAUCUUGUUUGUCUAUGACGUGGGCGAGAACUGCCUCAGCCCACGCCAUGGAAGGGAGCGGGGCCACCUUACCAAGGUUUAUGGCAAACUUCCAGAGUCCAACCUGAAGACAGCUAGAAGCAAAGACCUUUCCCGGAAGAAGGACAUGAACAAACUCCUAAAGAAUGACCUGCGGUGCCAGGAAGAGGUGCUGCAUAACGCCGAGAGUCACUGUGCGCGGUAUGAGACAUUGACAAGGAAUAUCGAGUACAUUGCCAAGUGCCUCAAGGACCACAGGGCCACCAACUCCAAGGGCAGCGAGUGGAAGAAGGUUGCGAAAGUCAUAGACCGGUUCUUCAUGUGGGUUUUCUUCAUCAUGGUGUUUGUGAUGACUAUUUUGAUCAUUGCCAGAGCAGAUUAGGAGGCAUUUGAUACGGGGGAGAAGUCAAUAAAGUUCCCUGUGAUCUACUGUGAUGUGUUCUUCUAAACCAGAUUGUUGUUUACACAUCAGUUAGGGAUUAUGUUGUCUGU